Molecule: messenger RNA, 5944 nt
Organism: Sitodiplosis mosellana (orange wheat blossom midge)
Lineage: Eukaryota; Metazoa; Arthropoda; Insecta; Diptera; Cecidomyiidae
Exons: 18
Coding region: 180-5552 (1790 amino acids)
Biological process (GO): SRP-dependent cotranslational protein targeting to membrane
Cellular component (GO): signal recognition particle, endoplasmic reticulum targeting
Molecular function (GO): protein dimerization activity; ribosome binding; 7S RNA binding
Source: RefSeq, a predicted model, not a curated record
AACUUCACUGCAUGGUUUACAUAUUCAUAGCUGUCAAAUCGUGUUAAUCGUGUGCCAAGUUGUACAGAAAUUACCAUACCAUCACCCGUGUUACUUUCGUCGUAUCACAUUUGGGUUCAAUUAAAUUGGAAAGUUAAUUGCAGUUGAAUAGAAUUUUUUUUUUAAUCGAAACUGAUGCAAUGAGUAAUAAGUCGGGGAGCAAUAAGGAAGCCAACAUUCGGGCUUUUUACGGUGAAGUGAAUAAGUUCUGCCAGAAUGGAGAGUACGACAAAGCAAUCAAGUCAUUAAACAAGAUUUUGAAUGUGAGCCCCGAGGACACAACUGCCUCUCACUGCAAAGUGGUUUGUUUGAUACAAACAUCCAAGUUCCAAGAGGUAGUACAGUUCAUUGAACGCUACAAAUUGAAUGACUUUGUGUUUGAAAAGGCGUAUGCUGAAUAUCGAUUGAAUGUUCCGGAAAAGGCGUUGAAAACCAUUGAUUUGGCCAAUUUGCCCAGCCCAUUACCGCCGAAUAUCAAGGAAUUACGAGCUCAAGUUUUGUACCGCUUGGAACGAUUCGAAGAGUGUUUUGAUGUUUAUCGUGAUAUCAUCAAGAACUCCGAUGACGAUUACGACGAUGAGCGGACAACGAAUCUAAGUGCUGUCGUGGCCAAUUUGGCGUUUGAGGGAACGCCAAAAGAAGUGCCAAAUCUUCGUGACGACACCUAUGAAUUGUGCUACAACGAUGCAUGCGCUGCAUUGGGCAAGUCUCAAUACGCCGACGCCGAGAAGAAAUUACGCACCAGCGAAAAAAUGUGCCGUGAACAACUCGAUGAAGACGAUGACGUCGAAGAAGAGGUGGCCAUAAUCAAGGUGCAAUUGGCCUAUUGCUUGCAAUUGCAAGGCAAAAUCAAAGAAGCCACAGCUAUUUACAGCGAUGUGCUGAAGCAUAAAUCAAGCGAUGUGGCACUAACAGCUGUUGCUAGCAACAAUAUGGUGGUGAUUAAUAAGGAUCAAAAUGUGUUUGAUUCAAAGAAAAAGAUUCGUGCUGCCAUGGCCGAGGCUUGUGAACACAAGCUCACCACUCGUCAGAAGAAAGCAAUCGCAUUGAACAAUUGCCUUUUGACAUUGUACACGAAUCAAGACGAUCAAGUCCAUUCACUUGUUGCUAAAUUGAUUCAAUCCUAUCCUGAUGUUGAAUUCAAGGGUCUUUUGAUUCGUGUCACACAAUUGGCGAAGGAUAAGAAGUUCAAAGAUGCCAUUGAACUGUUGGAGAAAUAUGGUAAAGCCAAUCCAAAGGAUGAAUUGGCCAUGAGGUUUGCCGUGGUUCAACUGCUGUUGAUGAGUGGCAAUCGCAAAGGUGCCAUUGACCAGCUUGAAUCGUUGCCAAGCAAGCAAAAGCAUCAACCUGGUGUUAUUUCGGCCAUCGUAUCGCUUCACCUUGGAAUGGACAACAAAACGGCGGCAUCGAAUGUGCUCAAAGAGUGUGUGGAAUGGUAUAAAAAGAACAAAUCAUCGUCUGCUGGUGAUUUGACGGACAUGUGGCGUCAAGCGGCCAAUUUCCAUUUGCGUGGCGGUGCAGCUGAAACAGCAGCAAGCAGUUUGGAAGAAUUGCUUAAAUCGAAUCCGACCGAUGAGAAGAUAUUGGCUCAGCUGGUGAUUGCCUAUGCAAAAUACGAUACAAAGAAGGCACAAGAAGCCAGCAAGCGACUACCAACUCUGGACACAUUUACGAAUAACGUUGAGAUUGAUGCUCUCGAAGCGACAAAUUGGAUGAUGAGCACCAAAGCAGCUAAGAAGGCUGCUACCUCAACACGAGGCGAUCAAUCGCCUGGAACACCUGGUUCCGAACCACAAAAACUCAAAAAACGAACACACCGCAAGCGUAAACCGAAAUUGCCAAAAAGCUAUAACCCAGAAGUAGCACCGGAUCCAGAACGGUGGUUGCCAAAAUACGAGCGCAGCAAUUAUCGACGCACGAAACGCGACCGUCGCAAUAAGGAACAAAUCAAGGGGUCGCAAGGCAUGAGCACAGGUGCCGCUGACCAAUAUGAUAUGAGCAAAAAUCCGAAUUUGUCAAAGAACUCACCAGCCACACCAGCCGCAACGGAGCCAGUCGCCGGCCCGGGUCCACGUCAACAUCAACGCAAAAAUCAACAGAAAAAGAAACGAAACAAUCGCUUUUCUGUUGCGCCCGAGAAAAUUCCUCUGAAUUUAUCGAAUUCGGGGAAUCAUAGAGCGAAUCAGAGACCGGGACAGUCAAGAUUGGAUUAUGAUUUAGCUGUUGAUGAUGCCGAACGACGCCUAUUGAAUGUUACUCAUCCGCCGGCCAUUGACCAUACUCGUUUACGUACGUCAAACCAUCAGAAAUCACCGUUCCAGAGCGAAGCAAAUGGCAAAAAUGUGUCACUGCUAGACACACAGCAGGGUCGAAAGCGUUCGAUUGGCAAUUUACGCGAUAUUAAUGCGAUGUCCGUCGCCAGUAUUUACGAUCGAGAGAACAACGAAAUCAUGGAUGCCGACAAUGACAUUUACAAUGACGUAUCGUUCAGUAAGCCACAUGCCCGUGCCAGUGGCGAAUGGGGCAGUGUUCUUGAGAUAAAUCUUGAACCUGCAGCAGAAAAGAGUAUCGGAGCCUCACCAAUGAAUAAUCACACAGAAAAGCAUCAUCCGGCUGAUUGCGAGAGCUGUUACAGUGAACCACCCGACCCAACUACAGUACAAUGUAGUGAAUAUACUUCGUUGUUUUUUGCCGAUGGCGAACGAUCGAUUGACUUUGUCAUCGUGUGGCAAAAAGUUGAAGAUGAUCCAGCACAAGAGAAUCUUAACUGCACAAAACGAGCCAUCUUCGAAGAUAAUCUUGUCAACGAAGGCUUGGAAUUGGAACGUGAAUCCGUUGAACAACUUAAUUUCACCAAAAUUCAUACGCCCAUCGAAGUCCUAAGACGAUAUGCAGAAAUCCUGAAACUUCGAAUGCCCAUGAAAGAGUCACUGUCUUUAGUACAAGAAACUAAUCGAUUUUCACGACUAUCGAACGCGGCACUUUUUAUCUCCACCAAGAUCCCAGGAUUUCGAAGCGUUCAAACCAAAACCGUUUCGGCGUAUGACAAAUUCAGCGGUUGCUGUCUUAAGCUAAGGAAUUGCUUUGCUGUAGAUGAAGAACACUUUCCGAGAAGGUCUACAAGAUUCACAGCGGUUUAUAGUCGUGACAAGGAGUAUUUAUUUGACAUUCAUCAUGCAUGUUUCUUUACGCCAGCCAUUCGGUCUCGAAUUGUUCAAUUCAUAUUGGAUCGCAAGAGGUGGUCAAAACUUGUCGAUGAUGAUUAUGCAUUCGGCAUUGAUCGAUUAAUAGAUGAGGGCGUGUAUAUUGCUGCGUACCCGUUGCAUGAUGGAGAAAUAUCAGUGCCCGGAAGUGUUCGUCAUUUAUUAUACAAAGAAUGGGCUAGUGUGGCGAAGUUUUAUCGCUAUCAGCCGUUGGAUUAUGUAAAGGAAUACUUUGGUGUUAAAAUCGGACUUUAUUUCGCUUGGUUGGGAUAUUACACGUAUAUGUUGCUGUUAGCAUCGGUUGUUGGCUUUGGUUGUUUUUUGUAUUCUGUUCUCACAUUGCAGUAUGAUACUCCAAGUCAGGAAAUUUGCAACGGAACCAUGAGCAACACUAUAAUGUGUCCGCUUUGUGAUAGGCUGUGUGGUUAUUGGCCGCUGAAAGACUCGUGUAUGCACAUUAAAAUCACGUAUCUCUUCGAUAACAAGGCUACGGUGUUCUUUGCUGUUUUCAUGUCAUUUUGGGCUGUUUUGUUCCUUGAACUAUGGAAACGGUAUUCAGCUGAAAUUACGCAUCGUUGGGAUUUGACCGGGUUCGAUUUGCAUGAAGAGCAUCCACGCCCGCAAUAUCUCGCCCGAUUGGCUCAUGUGAAAAAAGUUCGCAUUGACUACAUUACAAAUACCGAAGAACCGGAUCCACCAUUUUGGAGAAUGAAACUUCCAGCCGCUGUUUUCAGCUUUUCAAUUGUAAUUUUGCUUGUCGCUUUGGCAUUUGCGGCUGUUGUUGCCGUAGUUUUAUACCGAAUGUCCUUUUUGGCAGCACUCAGUGUUAGCAAAGAUCAAUUUACUACGGCACAUGCAAUUUAUAUCACCACAAUUACCGCUGCACUGAUCAAUUUAGGGUUGAUCUUCUUAUUCAGUUGGUUCUACAUUUGGCUCGCUGAAUGCUUAACCGAAUUUGAAAUUCUUCGCACACAAACUGAAUUCGAUGACUCGCUAACGCUAAAAAUCUAUCUCUUCCAAUUUGUCAACUACUACGCUUCAAUCUUUUAUAUCGCGUUCUUCAAAGGGAAAUUCAUUGGGUAUCCGGGCGAUUACAAUCGUUUCUUCAACUAUCGACAAGAAGAGUGUGGCUUCGGUGGUUGUAUAACCGAGCUCUGCAUUCAGUUGGGAAUCAUCAUGGUUGGCAAGCAGGCAAUGAAUACCGUGCUCGAAAUGAUUCAACCUCGCAUAUACAAAUACUAUAACACUCUGCGAGUGCGCUUAUCAAGACGUAAAAGUAUGGCGGCCAACAAGAAUGCACCGCGAUGGGUGCGUGAUCUCAAACUGGUGCAAUGGGGCCCACAAAGUCUGUUCAAUGAAUAUCUCGAAAUGGUAUUACAAUAUGGAUUUGUCACCAUUUUUGUGGCUGCAUUCCCACUCGCACCAUUUUUUGCACUGUUGAACAACAUUUUGGAGAUGCGCUUUGAUGCCAAAAAACUGCUCAAGUUCCAUCGGCGUCCGGUGACGCAGCGUGUAUGUGACAUUGGUGUUUGGUAUCGCAUCUUGGAUAGUAUUGGAAAGUUGAGCGUCAUUACCAAUGGAUUUAUCAUUGCUUUCACAUCAGAAUUUAUACCAAGAUUGGUCUACCAAGUGUAUAGGUCAAAAGAUGGAAGUCUUAGAGGUUACGUGGAUUAUUCAUUAUCGGUUUUCAACACAAGUGACUUUAAAAAUGGUACAGCACCGCAAGAUGCAAGCUAUUCCGAAUGCAGAUACCCUGAUUAUCGAUAUCCUCACGAGUCAUCGCAUCCAUACUCACGCACAUAUUUAUUCUGGAUCAUUUUGGCAUCUCGACUUCUAUUUGUGCUUAUCUUUGAGAAUUUCGUUGCCUUUGUGAUGAUAUUGGUGCGAUGGGCCAUUCCGGAUAUGUCCGCCGAGUUGAGAGACCAAAUAAGACGAGAAGCUUAUAUUACGAAUGAAAUCAUUAUCAAACAAGAAGCUGAACGGGCUAGAAAGCAACAUGACGUUGCGGAUCGUAUGGGUGAUGCCAGCAUUGAGCCAGAUGCCGGCCUGAAAAAGGCAGAGCAAUUAAUGUCGAGCAAUUUGUCUGGUUCGCAAUUAGAUUUAUUUAUGCACGGAGAAGGAGACCCAUUUGCCCCGGGACACGUUAAACCACAUCAAUAUGAACAAGGCUCACAUGACAAUGAACUCAAUAAAAUGUUUUUAGAAUCGGAAAAAAAUCGAAUCUCACACAAACCCAACUCGAAAAAUAGCCUAAAUAAUCCCGAUAUGAAAGAAUACGGUGAACCAACGACAGAAACGUCAACAUUAUAAAACACCUAAGACUAUGACAUUAAGCUCGAAACACUUGACUGAAUUACUCUUGAAAUUGACUUUAUUAGCAAAUUUUGUUAGCAAAUUAAAAAAAAGAACAAAUUAACAAAUGAUUUAAUUUAUUCAUUAAAAACUUGGUGAAAAAAUACCAAGAAAAGACAUUUUAUCGCUUUUUGCCAUUAACGAAAUCGCUUUCAGGGAGUUCACCAAAAUGAAACUACUCUAAUCUAUUCGAAUGUUAACCAUGCCUUGAAUGUUUAUUGCAACAAAAAAGAGAAAAAAAACUAUGACUUUUAAUGGACAAGCACAUUUAUUGGAAUUGUAUUAAAAAUUGUCUCCAUUAUAUUUGUCGGCUUGAAUUGAUCGGCUAGUUUUGUGAUAUUUAAGUUUAA